AUGCAAUAAAUUACAAGUCUUUAAUGUUAAGAACAUUUUGAAAAAAUAUAAUUUUUAGAUUUAAGAUAAAAAAUAUUAAAAGGAGAAAGAGCUAAAUGUUGUAAAUGCUAAUUAUCCAAUCCCAUUUAUAUUGAAGCAGCUUAUGAAUAAUGGAUUUAAAAAAAACAAAACGAAAUUCAAUAAGUAUAGAAUGAUUAUUUGAGUUACAUUAAUCCACUCAAAUAAUUUUAUGAAUAGAUGAAAUAAAUAAAAAAAUCAUUCUAUUCAAGUUGUGAGCAUAUAAUGAAUCAAAUAGACUAAUUAAUUAAUGGAUUAAAUUUUGAUAAAAUAUCAAGGAUUCAAGAUUUACAAUUAUUUGAUGAAAAUAUAACAUUAUCAACUCUAUAAGAGAUGGCUUAAUUAAUGAGUGAAAAGGCUCCAAUACUUAAAAAAUCCAAAACAGAUAUAAAUCUUUUAGUUAAAUUAAGGCUUUUAAAUGAUUUUAUCAAAUAAGAAAUAAAUUAAUAAAAUAACCUUGUAAUUAAAAUCCUUAAAUAACAGCAAUAAGCAAAAGAAGUAAUUGAAAAUUUAAAAGAAUAAUAUCUUCAAAAUAUUAAAAAAUAUGAAUUUAAAGAAAUUAAAAAUAUUUAUAAUAUUAAAUAAUAUGAAAUUUGUAGAGUUGUUACUUUUAAUAAAGAUGAUAGUAUAAUGUUAGCAGGAUGUAAUUUUAAUAUAAAAGUAUGGAAUUUUAAUAAUGGAAAAAUAACUGAGAAUUAAACUUUGACUGGUCAUAUUGAUGAUGUAAUAUCUUUGGCUUUUAGUUUGAAUUAAGAUCUAUUUGUGUCAGGAGGUAGUCAUAAAGAUAAAAGAAUACUUAUUUGGAGAAAAUAUAAUGAUUUAUGGAAAAAUAUUCAGAUAUUAGAUUUUCAUAAGGGUUAUGUUCCUUAGAUUUUAUUGAAUAAAAAUGAUAGUGAAAUAAUCUCAUGCAGUCAAGAUAAAACAAUAAUUGUUUCAAAUUACUAAACCUCUUAAAAUAAAUGGAAAUUAAAUCAAUAAUUAACAAAUCAUUAAGGAUCAAUAUAUGGAAUUAGUCUAAAUUAAACUGAAAAUUAUUUAGUCUCUUGUAGUCUAGAUGAAUCAAUUAUUGUUUGGAAAAAAUAAAACAGCAUAUGGAAAUUGUUUUAAUAAAUAAAUAAUAAUAGCUAUUCAUUUAGAAUAACUUUUAUUGAUGAUGACUCUUUUUUAUUUUAAUUGAAUAAUGAAGGAUUUAUAAGACUUUAUUAGUAAUAAUAGGAAGAAAAAUUUACAGAAAAUAUUGAAUAGCGUAUAUAUGUUUAAGAUUAAGAAGAUCCAUGGUUAUUAUUUCCAGCAUCUUAUAAUAUUGAAAAAAAACUUGUUAUUCAAAAACAAAAUCAAUUUGUUAAUCUUAUUAUUAAGAAAAAUGGUACUUUUAAAAAAGUUCAUACGAUAAAUUGUUAAAGUCAUUAAAAUAAUGGAGGUCUUUCAAAAAGUGGUAGAUUUCUUGUAAUUUGGGACAGCUCACCUAUAAUGGAAGGUGAUGGGAUUAUUAAAAUUUAUGAGAUAUUAUAUUAAAAUAUAGAAUGA
Molecule: messenger RNA, 1584 nt
Organism: Paramecium primaurelia
Lineage: Eukaryota; Ciliophora; Oligohymenophorea; Peniculida; Parameciidae
Source: the annotation of a GenBank genome assembly